Phialemonium atrogriseum is the source of this 1710-nucleotide messenger RNA. RefSeq lists its product as uncharacterized. Gene Ontology annotation, molecular function: metal ion binding. Gene Ontology annotation, cellular component: U2-type spliceosomal complex. The record is from RefSeq and is a predicted model, not a curated record. Bases 241 to 1251 code for a protein of 336 amino acids. Gene Ontology annotation, biological process: snoRNA splicing. NCBI's taxonomy places the organism in Eukaryota, Fungi, Ascomycota, Sordariomycetes, Cephalothecales, Cephalothecaceae. The transcript has a single exon.
GAAACUUUCCUCUCCUCCAGCUAGACCCACACUUUCGUUACAGCGUACGCAUACCUAGAUAGUUUCGUGCACUGUGGCAACCCUAGAAACAAGCUUUGGUAAGUGCGGCUUACGUACGCGAUAAUCGCCACUUCUCUUUGUCAGCUAUUCGUCCUCGAAGUUCCAAACUCCAGAAACAAAAGGAAACGGCCAACCCUCUCCCAAAGCUCUGGGACAUCCAACUUCCUGCACAUAAUCACAAUGGCGGAGACAACUGGAGAUGUGGCAGCCCCGAUUGUCACUUUCAAGAAAAGAGGCGCUAAGGCGAAGGGAAACAUCAGGAAAAGACCAGCGACGACGGCCUCGUCAAGCGACUCCGACUACUCUUCCUCCGAAAACGAGUCUGGUCAGAGGGUCAAACGGAGGAAAAGGAAUACUGGCGCGGUGACCGCAUCGUCCGCUAGCAACAAGACUACGGGGAAUGAUCUUUCCGCGACGGUCUUCGCCGCCGACCGCAGCGUCCCCAUCACGAGCACGAACGACGCAACCAAGCACAGCAACUGGUUCGACGAGGGCUCGAACGAUGCCCUAUCGUCGAAGAGCCUGCUAGGCACUACUCGAGCCAUACCGAACGAGCCGCAGAUGCCCGACGGUACCUACAAGGGGCUUGCGAACCAGGCGUCGUACAUUCAGAAGAACCCGGAUGCGCCGACAAGAUCGGUCGGCCCUAUCAAGGCACCGACGAAUGUGCGUACCGUCACGCAAAUAGAUUACGCACCGGACGUCUGUAAAGAUUAUAAGACGACAGGAUUUUGUGGGUUUGGGCUGAACUGCAAGUAUCUCCAUGAUCGAAGCGACCACAAGCAGGGAUGGCAACUCGAUCGGGAAUGGGAGACGGUCACGAAAGGCAAGAAGAUCAAGGGCACGGUCGUCGCAAGCGCCAAUAGAGACAAGGCGGACGGAAAUAACGACGACGACGAGGACGAUGCCAUGCUGGAGGAUAUACCCUUCGUCUGCAUCAUCUGCAAGGGGCCGUACAGGGAGCCCGUCGUCACGAGAUGCGGCCAUUACUUCUGCGAGCCGUGCGCCCUCACAAGGUACAGGCGAGAUCCGGGCUGCGCGGCAUGCGGGGCAGGGACGAACGGCAUGUUCAACUCGGCAAAACGGCUGAAGAAGCUCUUGGAGAGGAAGAGGGAACGGGCGGCCAAGAGGAGACAGGAGGCUAUUGACGCUGGUGAGGAGGUCAGCGACGAAGAAGAGGAAGAGGAAUAACCGCUUCCCCACAGUCAACUGCUCCCCACCCCGACUUGUUGGCUACUUCCCGAGACUGAGUGUUUUCGGCAAACAAGCAAGGCAGUGAAGCGGAACUUUCAUGGUUCCAUAACUUCGAAAGUUCCGCCACCCAUAUGUAUCCAGUCGCGGGGUUCUCGGUCCGCGUGUGAAGAUAUAUGGACCGGCUCCGAAGUUAUUCAGGCCCGAAGUGCGCUCGCUCCAUCCAUCGCUAAGUGAGGUCCCCUGCCUGGCCCUCUAUACGCCUGAAUUCCUCCCCGUUCACUCGACGGCAAUCAGUGUCAACCGUCGUUGCCGUCCAUGCCGUUUCCUUUCCCCGGGCUUUAAGUCAUGAGGGCUCUCCGUCUCUGACAAAUACAGAUAAUCAAUGUUUCGAGACCCUCCCCGGAUCUAGGCCGACGUCUCUCGUACACAUCCUACCGAACUAGGCGUUGCACGAAC